Molecule: messenger RNA, 301 nt
Organism: Arachis ipaensis
Lineage: Eukaryota; Viridiplantae; Streptophyta; Magnoliopsida; Fabales; Fabaceae
Source: RefSeq, a predicted model, not a curated record
AUCUCACUAUAAUAAUAUACAAAUACGAUUCAUAACCGUAAUGGCAAUGACUCUGAAUUUUAACUAUGACACAGAAAACCAGGUGCUUUUUACAGGAAACUCUUCUGUAAGAUAUGUGAUAUUAAAUAGGCCUGGCAAGCUGAAUACCCUUAACCAUGUAAUGGUUUCUCAAAUUUUAAAGAAUCUAAGAUUGUAUGAGAAUGACUUUUCAAUCAAACUUGUGAUAUUGAAGGUAAAAAAUGCCAAUACAAUAUUUGUUUUUACCUCCGUAGAUAUGGACAUAUAUAUUAGGAUAAAAUAG